GUCAAAUCCAUUCAUAUGUCAUUUGUCAGUCACGGAACGGAAAAUGAUGCCGGCAAUGGCGAAAUUACAGUUUUGUGUUUUAUUUCUAGUUUAUAUCGCUACACAAUGCGGCAGUGUAAAUGUGGAUACAGUUUCUAGCGCAAUAAAUAUAAAGAAUGUUGACCGAACGAUCGAUAUCUCAUCUCAGCUCGUUAAAAUCACAUCAAAAGUAACCUUUGAGAACACAGGCAAGUCACCGGUUAAAACCUUCCUAUUAGCAGUAGAGAGCUCGAGCAAAGCGAAUUUAGCCUUUAUAGGUGCCAAGGAUGCCAAUAGUAAAGAUCUUCGUCUAGUGGAGACCACCGUGAAAGGUUAUGAAGAUGCCAAGUUUUGGCGUUUCGAGUUCAAAGAUUCCAUCAAUGCGGGUGCCACGGCGUCGGUAGUUGUCGAAACUGUGUACACUAAAGCACUAAAACCGUAUCCAACUUCGAUAACACAGCAAGAAGAGCAGUUAGUUAAAUACAUCGGAAACUUAUACUUCUACUCUCCAUACCCUGUGACAACACAGAAAACCAAUGUGAUUCUUAACACGAAAUCGGUAGAAAGCUUCACUAAAGUCAAACCAUUCUCGCAGUUAGACGGCACAAUUGCAUAUGGACCUUAUUCCAAUACUGCUGCGUUCACUGAGAAAGAACUGCUUGUGCAUUAUAAGAACAACUCUCCAUUCCUGACUGUGACACGGUUAGAGCGACUGAUCGAAGUUUCGCACUGGGGCAACAUAGCUGUUGAGGAAACAAUAGAAGUUGAACACACUGGUGCUAAGCUGAAAGGGCCGUUCUCCAGAUAUGACUACCAACAAGACCACCACAGCGGCCCAGCCAGUGUGCGAUCGUACAAGACAUUAUUACCAGCAUCAGCCUCAGAUGUCUACUACAGAGAUACCAACGGCAAUAUCUCUACCUCAAACAUGAGAGUUAAGAAAGACUCUGUCGAAUUAGAUUUAAGACCAAGGUACCCCUUAUUUGGUGGUUGGAGAACACACUACACUCUCGGAUACAAUGUCCCAAGUUAUGAAUACUUGUACUACUCUGGUAACUCAUAUUUAUUGAAGAUGCGAGUAGUUGACCAUGUGUUUGACGAUAUGCAAAUUGAUGAACUGGUCACAAAGAUUAUUCUGCCUGAAGGAUCGACAGAUAUUAAAGUAAACUUCCCAUAUGCAGUCACCAGGUUUCCAGACAGUUUACACUACACAUAUUUGGAUACUAAAGGUCGUCCCGUCAUAACUUUCAGUAAGAAAAACAUUGUGGAAAAUCACAUACAAGACUUCCAACUUCGUUACACAUUCCCUCGCAUCUUGAUGUUGCAGGAGCCACUAUUGGUUGUUGGCUUCCUUUACAUGCUGUUCUUGUGUGUUAUUAUUUAUGUUAGAUUAGAUUUCUCUAUUCAUAAGUCUGAACACCCUCACAAGGAUUAAGUUUAAAUGUAAUGGCUGGCUUAUAUUAUUCCAGUCCAGUAUCAACUAAAUUGCAAAGUAACUCCAGUAGUUUCUUUAAGCUCUGGAAUCUAAUCCAGUGAACAACCCAGUAACUUUUCAAUGUACCACAACUGGAAUUUGAUAAAUGCCCAGUCCAGUGUGAACAAUUCAUAGGACUAAUCACUUGUAAUUAGACACAUUACCAUCCAUUCCAGUCCAGCACUGGAAAGUAACCCACAUUUGCUGGAUUCAGUAUGUAUAAGUGGAAUAAUUUGAACCAGCCAUCAGAUCAAUUCUGAAGCAUGUAUUUGUGAUAGUUCACCAUUUUACUUUUAUCAAAUAAUUUAAUCUCUUCAGUCAUGUAUGUUUGAUUUGGAUUCAAGAAUAAUGUGAAGUGAUUCAGUGUGGAUUUGCAUUUAUAUUUUUUAACUAAACCUGCACUUAUUAUCUUUUAAUGUUGAGAAUAAAAUUAUCAUAUAAUUUGAA
Molecule: messenger RNA, 1939 nt
Organism: Maniola jurtina (meadow brown)
Lineage: Eukaryota; Metazoa; Arthropoda; Insecta; Lepidoptera; Nymphalidae
Product: dolichyl-diphosphooligosaccharide--protein glycosyltransferase subunit 1
Exons: 1
Coding region: 44-1453 (469 amino acids)
Cellular component (GO): membrane; oligosaccharyltransferase complex
Source: RefSeq, a predicted model, not a curated record